Messenger RNA from Alosa sapidissima (American shad), 3821 nucleotides. It is a transcript of the gene kcnn1b, whose product is annotated as potassium intermediate/small conductance calcium-activated channel, subfamily N, member 1b. Gene Ontology annotation, biological process: potassium ion transmembrane transport. Lineage: Eukaryota; Metazoa; Chordata; Actinopteri; Clupeiformes; Clupeidae. The record is from RefSeq and is a predicted model, not a curated record. The transcript has 10 exons. Gene Ontology annotation, molecular function: calmodulin binding; small conductance calcium-activated potassium channel activity. The coding region runs from base 50 to 2989 and encodes 979 amino acids. Gene Ontology annotation, cellular component: plasma membrane; neuron projection; neuronal cell body.
UCAGUGCAACACGGAGCCGCAGUCAGAGCCCGUCGCAGGUGUUGAGGGGAUGCAGCAUCACUGCUCGGGAGUUGGGAACCAGGCACCCACUCAGCAGCUGACGGGCGCGCAGAGCAGUGCAACUCCACCUCCUCAGGCAGGGCUGAGUCAAGUCGCCCCGGCGUGCAGUUUGCCGCCACCACCUCCAACGCACAAGCCGCGGGUCUCCACAUUAUCAAGACACAGUCAACAGGAACUGCCCAGCCCUCUAACCCAGGAAACCUGUCACGCCACUGAGCUGCAGCGGGGCGGUUCGCCAGCGGCUAAAAGUCCCGGAGAUCACCAUAGGCACUCAGAGCAGGGCGGCAAGUUGCACCAUCACCACCACCAGUCUUGGGGUCGUCAACAAGGUCUGGGCACCACUGGAGAGCCGCAGGCGGAGCUACCCGUGUACCAGGACACGUAUGGAAGAUUGCCCGAAGAGGGAAACUCCAGCUGCCAACGCCAUCCACUGCGGUGUGCCCACAAUUCUCCUGAGCUGUACUCUCGAAGUCAGGCUAGAGGAGAUCAGUGGCAUAAAGCUGCGAAUUGCCAACAGGAGCACCACGCGUGCCACUGCAGAAGGGAGCAUCACCAGCUGUUGCAGCAACAGCAGCACCACCACCACAACCAUUACAAGCUACAUCAGCAGAGCGCUCCCUGUUCCUCGGUGGCAACAAACUCUCCGAGAUCACCGAGCCUUGGUAAAUGUCGGGUGAGUGACGGGAGCCAGCAAGUAGUUUUAUUUCAGCCGGGAGACGCGCAACCGGCUCCGCUGCAGGUUCAGCAGCAACGGCUGGUUGGAAGCAGUCAUCCAAACUGCUGCGCCAAUGGAUCGAGGGAGCUGAGCAGACACCAGCACUUCUCUCUGCCGCAGCAACAGCAGUAUCAACAGCCAGACUCUCAUGCACACUGGCAUCACCCCUGUAACAGUGACGGCCGAAGAACUGGUGAACAUUAUCCGUCUUGUCCGCGACAUUGCCACCAGUCCGCCAACUGUCCUCACAGCAGAUGCCAGGGAGUGAGGAGCCCAUCUGCGGGAAGUAGCAGCAGAAGCGGCCGGCCUCACUCUACCGACAGUCGGUUGUGGUUGGAAAACCACCUGCAAGAGGGGACGCAGAGUAGCAGAGGACAGAAGGUGAAUGCAGACGGCCAGAAGCUGAGUCAUGCCGGGUCGCAGCCUUGCCUGUCCCAGAGCGCCCGGGCCUGCUCGGAGAUAGCUAUGAACAGCUGCAGCCGGUACAAUGGCGGCGUGGGCAGCAGACCGCUGGGCAGCCUGGGCGCUUCGCGGCGCAACCUCGCCGAGCUGGACUCGGAGACGCAGCCCCUACAGACGCUGCACAGCUCCGGCCUGGAGGUGGUGGUGUCCAAGGGCCACGAUGACCUCCUCCACCACCACCACCACCACCGCAAGGCGUCCAGCGAGAGCCUGCCCCGGGAGGGUGGAGGCGGCGUGGGGGGAAGCGGCGGCGGGAGCCCCGGGGACGUGGAGCAGCCGAGGGGCCGUGGCGGCAGCGUGCGGGCCAUGCAGAAGAAGAACAAGGACAUCGGCAUCAAGCUGGGCCACCGGAGGGCGCUGUUCGAAAAGCGCAAGCGGCUCAGCGACUACGCGCUUAUCUUCGGGAUGUUCGGGAUCGUUGUUAUGGUGACGGAGACGGAACUUUCCUGGGGGGUUUAUUCCAAGGAAUCUUCAUAUUCAUUUGCACUGAAAUGCCUUAUCAGCCUCUCCACUGUUAUACUGCUGGGUCUCAUCAUUAUGUACCAUGCCAGGGAAAUACAGCUCUUCAUGGUGGACAAUGGUGCGGACGACUGGCGGAUCGCCAUGACGCAGGAGCGCGUCUUCUUCAUCGUGCUGGAGCUGCUGGUGUGCGCCAUCCACCCCAUCCCGGGCCAAUACGUCUUCACGUGGACGGCGCGGCUGGCCUACACCUACGCGCCGUCCGUCACCAUCGCCGACGUGGACAUCAUCCUGUCCAUCCCCAUGUUCCUGCGCCUCUACCUGAUCGGCCGGGUCAUGCUGCUGCACAGCAAGCUCUUCACGGACGCCUCGUCGCGCAGCAUCGGCGCGCUCAACAAGAUCAACUUCAACACGCGCUUCGUCAUGAAGACGCUCAUGACCAUCUGCCCCGGAACUGUCCUGCUAGUCUUUAGCAUCUCCUCCUGGAUCAUCGCCGCCUGGACGGUGCGCGUCUGCGAGAGGUAUCAUGACCGACAGGAAGUCACCAGUAACUUCCUGGGAGCAAUGUGGUUGAUUUCUAUAACCUUCCUGUCCAUCGGCUAUGGGGACAUGGUGCCUAACACGUACUGUGGGAAGGGCGUCUGUCUCCUGACAGGAAUCAUGGGGGCUGGCUGCACAGCGCUGGUGGUUGCUGUGGUGGCCAGGAAGCUGGAGCUGACCAAGGCGGAGAAACAUGUCCACAACUUUAUGAUGGACACUCAGCUCUGCAAAAGAGUCAAAAACACGGCUGCUAACGUACUCAGGGAAACAUGGCUCAUCUACAAACACACCAAGCUGGUGAGAAAGAUCGACCACGCCAAGGUCCGCAAACACCAACGCAAGUUCCUGCAGGCUAUUCACCAAGCUCAGAAACUCCGCAGUGUGAAGAUGGAGCAGAGGAAGCUGAACGACCAGGCGAACACGCUGGUCGACCUGGCCAAGACCCAGAAUGUGAUGUACGACCUGGUGUCGGAGCUACAGGAGCGUAGCGAGGAGCUGGACAAGCGCAUCGGCACGCUGGAGGAGAAGCUGGACGCCAUCGGCGGCAGCCUGCAGGCCCUGCCCGGCCUGCUGUCUCAGACCAUCCUGCAGCAGCAGCGCGACUUCCUACAGGGCCUGCUGGCGCAGCGCGCCACCCAGGAGCAGAGGCCGGGGUCGCAGGGGUCGCAGGGGUCGCAGCGCUCCUGGACGCCCACACGACAACGCAGACGCUCGCCCUCCACCGCCCCACACACUUCCUCUGACAGCGGAUAGCACCCACCACCCCCCACAAAACCCCACCCUCAACCCAUAACUGACUUCUACCCACACCCUACACCCCCCGCCCCCCACUGCACACUGACCACCUCUGCCACACCUGAAACUAACAACACUGCUUCAAAAACGACUUAGUGAAACAAACAAAUAAAACAUAUUGAACAAACUUUCAGUAGAACAAAGACAAAUUUGGAACAGUGAUGAAUGACCACCUAAAGAAAAACACAAUCACCAACAACAGAUAUGGAAAAAAGAGAUAACAAUUAAACACAGAAAAUGUAUUUUAAAUAAAAUGAUGGUAGAGAUAUGGUUUAUGUUUAGCCAUUGUAUGGCUGUUAAAGUUAGCUUUUUUGUAAAGCCCUUGUAUAGUUAACUUGACUUAGCCUAGGGUGUUGGGGUGAUGCUGGCUGUCUCAGUGGAAUGUUCUGGAACGGGAACAGAAGGAGCCAGGGCUCAGCAAUGCAGACUCUGAUUGGAUGGGCAGAGGACAGGAAGUCGACUGUGGUUUGGAGAGAGGAAAUGGACUGUUAGAAGCGUCCAGCAUGUUAGUCAAGGUGCCAGCCGAGAUGGCCCUUGGAAGCUCUGGGUUCAGGUCAACACUCGAAGGCAAUAAGCAGAGAAGGGAGGCAGGGAGAGUAUUUUGUCACACCUAAGUGGCACUGACUGAAUGGGGAAACUAUAGAGAAAUAAUAGAUAUUAAUAUAUAUCUUUAUAGGAAUUUUAGGAUGUGGUGGUUCAUUGGAGCAGGAUUCCAAUUUUGGCAUGUGGAUGGAUCUGGAAUAUUAUAAACACUUAUGUCACUUAUUACUUCCAUACAAAACAACAAUAA